Messenger RNA from Prorocentrum cordatum, 321 nucleotides. NCBI's taxonomy places the organism in Eukaryota, Dinophyceae, Prorocentrales, Prorocentraceae. The record is from the annotation of a GenBank genome assembly.
AUGUGCCUCGAGGGCUCCACGAGCGCAACGCCAUUGCACGCGCAUCGACCUUCUGCCUCGGGCGGCGGUGCAAUCGGCGUCCCCCAGGGGGGGAGGUCCCUCUGGGAAGAGGAGGAAGAGGAGGAGAAGGAGGAGGAGGAGGAAGGUAAUAAGCAAGGGAUGCGUCGAUGCCUCUACGGAGCAGUUCUCUUGUGGGGAGCACCUGCUCCUGGCAUGCGGAAGGUGAAACAGCUAGGACCAACAUUACCUCAAGCUUCAAAUCCCAGGUCGCCUCCUCCAGGACGCACCAAACUGGGAUGGUUGCGGGGAUGCAUGCACUGA